UAUUUCAUGUUUAUUUGUACUUUUGGUUAAAAAAUAUAGCGAAAUAAUACUACUUCCGGUUUUGCCGCGCAAUUUCCGGUUUCGGUGUUCUCAUGGUAAACAAGACGCAUGCUAUGGCUGGCUUGACUGUCAUAUGUCCAAUCUGUCUCCAUCCACCUUGAAGUAUUAACAAGGCAAUGCCUUUUCACCAUCCGAAGAGGGAAAUUAAAGCCUCAAUAACACGUCCCCUGUGGUCCCGGUCCUUCUUUGGUGGUUUAACUCGGUGUCAUAUCGAUGGCGCUAUAGUGAAAAGGCAGCAUUCGAUGCUUCAUCGGGGACAAAAUGGCCGCCAGCAACAAGUCAGAGAAAGCUUCAACUGUCAUCACAUCUUCAUCAGUGAGCAGCGUCGCCCGUGCUCGAGCCAAAGCAGAGGCAGCGAAGGUGAGGGCUUCAUAUGCAAGUAAGGAAGCACAGCUAAAAGUGGAAAAAACGAAAAUUGAUGUAGAGCUUGAAGUGCUAAUGCUACACAGAGAAGCAGACAUUGCAGUAGCUGAAGCAGCAGUGCUAGAAGAAGAGGCAGAGUGUGAGAGCAGAAAAUCAGUAUCAGACGGAGUAAAAAGAGAAAGAACGCAGGAAUAUGUGCGGUCUCAGAUUAAGCAUUCUGAACCUCAAGGCCCCCCACCGGUUCCCCCCGCUAAUGACAACAAUGGUCACUCAGGUGAAACAUUAGUGACAUGGGAUGGAUCACAAGGUUCAGAUCCAAAGCCACAGCCCAAAAGCAGUAAGCCAAAGCCUGAUGACAAUCACGCACCUUUGCUCACUCAAAGAGCAUCUGAGACUCCAAAAGUUGAACAAACAAACAAAGUUCUCAGUCCAUUCUCCAACCCAUUCACGCCUCACUACAAUACACCGGCAAGCAUGUUACAUUCAGCUGAGCCAUUUGCACAAUACAUGGCACGCCGAGACCUCAUCACUUCGGGUCUCUACCAGUAUGAUGACAGGCCAGAGAAUUUCAGGGCAUGGUUCUCUUCACUCAAUGGUGCAACAGCAGAGGUCGCUCUCACACCAACUCAAGAACUCGACCUCAUGACAAAAUGGCUGGGAAAAGAGUCAAGCAAUCAGGUGAAACGCAUUCGCUCUGUACAUAUCAACAACCCCAAAACUGCUCUGAAGAAAGCAUGGGAGAGACUUUGGGAGUGUUAUGCAGCCCCUGAAAUAAUCGAAAAAUCACUCUUUCAGAGACUAGACAGUUUUCCCAGACUAACAACAAAGGACAAUGUAAAGCUACAGGAACUAGGGGAUCUGCUGCAAGAGAUCCACGGUGCAAAGGAGGACGGGUAUCUCCCCGGCCUGCUUUAUCUAGACACUUCACGUGGAAUCGGACCAAUUGUGGACAAACUUCCAUACGGGCUCCAGGAGAAAUGGAUGUCUCAUGGCUCACAAUACAAAGAGGAAAAUGAUGGUUGUUUUCCUCCUUUCAGCUACUUCUGCAAAUUCAUAUGUAAAGAGGCCAAGAAACGUAAUGAUCCAAGUUUCAACCAGUACAACAGUCAAACGCACUUAAAACUUGAAAGGCCCUACCAAAAGAACUUUCACUCAGCUAAACCAAUCGUAGUGCACAAGACUAACAUUACGCCCCCCAACAAAGACUUUAACAAGAACUGCCCGCUGCACAACAAACCCCACCCACUAAAGAAAUGCAGGACAUUCAGGAACAAGCUACUGGACGAAAGAAAGGCUUUUCUCAAGGAGAAAGGAAUAUGUUUCAAGUGCUGUUCAUCAGACACUCAUCUCGCUAAGGACUGUAAAUCUACAGUAAAGUGCUCUGAAUGCGGCAGUACAUACCACGACACAGUCAUGCAUCCUGGUCCUCCACCACAAACAGACAGGGCUCCUUCUCCUGCUAAAGAGGAUGGCGGGGAGGGAGAAAAUCCAGACAACGCAGCAGUAACUACAACUUGCACAACAGUGUGCGGUCCAGGUCAGUGGGGUCGUUCAUGUUCUAAAAUAUGUCUCACACAGGUGUAUCCUAAAGGUGACAAAAACAGUGCAGUAAAAGCUUACGUUAUUCUUGACGACCAGAGCAAUCGUUCCUUAGCUAGGCCGGAGUUCUUCGAACUUUUUAACAUUAAAACCGAACCUGUCUCUUACCACCUGAGAACUUGCUCUGGGCUAGUUGAAACAUGGGGCAAAACGGCUGAAGGCUUUCAGAUAGAGUCUUUAGAUGGGUCAGUAGUAAUCCCACUGCCACCUCUCAUUGAAUGUCAGGACAUUCCUAAUAACAGAAGUGAAAUCCAACUCCAAACGCUGCACUGCACCAGCCACAUCUCAAGUCCAUUGCAAAGUACAUUCCAGAGUUGGACCCUAAAGCAGAGAUACUCCUGCUGCUAG
Molecule: messenger RNA, 2370 nt
Organism: Neoarius graeffei (lesser salmon catfish)
Lineage: Eukaryota; Metazoa; Chordata; Actinopteri; Siluriformes; Ariidae
Exons: 2
Coding region: 322-2370 (682 amino acids)
Source: RefSeq, a predicted model, not a curated record